Molecule: messenger RNA, 1152 nt
Organism: Nanorana parkeri
Lineage: Eukaryota; Metazoa; Chordata; Amphibia; Anura; Dicroglossidae
Gene: TDP1
Product: tyrosyl-DNA phosphodiesterase 1
Exons: 12
Coding region: 28-1152 (374 amino acids)
Biological process (GO): single strand break repair; double-strand break repair
Cellular component (GO): nucleus
Molecular function (GO): single-stranded DNA binding; double-stranded DNA binding; 3'-tyrosyl-DNA phosphodiesterase activity
Source: RefSeq, a predicted model, not a curated record
UCUUCUGCUUUCUUCUCUUACAGGAAGAUGAUGUUGCUGUUAUAUGAGGAGGGCCUGCGGGUCGUCAUUCACACCAGUAAUCUAAUUCCUGAUGACUGGCACCAGAAGACUCAGGGGAUCUGGCUGAGUCCGCUAUAUCCUAAGUUGCCGGAAGGUUCUUCCUCUCUUGCGGGGGAAUCGAUCACCAACUUCAGGUCUGACCUCAUGGCGUACCUGGCAUCGUACAACUCCCCAAGCCUGCGUGAAUGGAUGGAUAUCAUUAAACAGCACGAUCUGUCAGAGACCAGGGUGUACCUGAUUGGAUCAACUCCCGGAAGGUAUCAGGGCCACGAUAAAGAGAAGUGGGGGCAUUUACGCUUGAGGAAGAUAUUACGAGAGAAAGGUUGCCAGGUCUCGGGUGUUGAAUCGUGGCCUGUGAUUGGCCAGUUUUCCAGUAUCGGUUCUAUGGGAGCUGACCACACCAAAUGGCUUCACUCUGAGUUUGGCCUAAACCUGACACGUCUCUUGCAGAUCUACCCAUCAGUGGACAAUGUCAGGACGAGUCUGGAAGGUUACCCUGCGGGGGGCUCUCUGCCUUACAGCCUCCAGACCGCCCAGAAACAGCCGUGGCUCCAUUCUUACUUCCACAAGUGGAAGGCAGAGACGUCGGGACGCAGCAGAGCCAUGCCUCACAUCAAGACCUACAUGCGUCUAUCGCUGGACUACAAGGAGCUGGCCUGGUUCCUGGUGACGAGUGCGAAUCUGUCGAAGGCGGCGUGGGGUUCCCUGGAGAAGAGCGGCGCCCAGCUGUUUAUCCGCUCCUAUGAACUGGGAGUCCUCUUCCUGCCAUCUGCCUUUGGCUUUGAAAAUGGAACAUUCCAGGUUAAGGUCAAUGUCUAUGCCAAUAAAGAUGACUCGAAAGGAACAUUCCCAGUGCCUUAUGACCUACCUCCAGAACACUAUUCAGGGAAAGACAGGCAGUGGGUCUGGAAUAUUCCGUACGUCAACGCUCCGGAUUCGCACGGCAACAUCUGGUGUCCGCGACAGGCAGUGGGUCUGGAAUAUUCCGUACGUCAACGCUCCGGAUUCGCACGGCAACAUCUGGUGUCCGCGGUUGUCGGAGGUAAGUCUCCAGAAAUAGACUCUGCCGCCUGCGGGGACGUCGCGCGGUAA